Molecule: messenger RNA, 2348 nt
Organism: Aspergillus aculeatus ATCC 16872
Lineage: Eukaryota; Fungi; Ascomycota; Eurotiomycetes; Eurotiales; Aspergillaceae
Product: putative C6 transcription factor
Exons: 5
Coding region: 19-2175 (718 amino acids)
Biological process (GO): DNA-templated transcription
Cellular component (GO): nucleus
Molecular function (GO): DNA binding; DNA-binding transcription factor activity, RNA polymerase II-specific; zinc ion binding
Source: RefSeq, a predicted model, not a curated record
GUUUGCUGAAGGCUCAUCAUGUCGUCGACGACAGCUCCGAGUAGCUCCACCCAGAAGCUCGCCUCUCCGGGAUUCAACGCCGGCGCCAGACCAUACAGGUCACAUAAGGUCAGGGCAUGUGAUCUGUGCAGGAAGCGCAAGUCUCGGUGCACUGUGGAUAUACCCGGCCAAUCGUGUCUGCUGUGUCGCGUGCAGGGCGCCGAUUGCCACUACCAGGAGGAUUCCAGCCAGGAUGCUCCACUCUCAGACGGCCAUGACACAAAACGCUGGUCCGCAGAUCCGGCGCAAGUGUCGACUGUUGGUCAGAAGCGUAAGCGCAGCUCAGAAGUCGGCUCCCCGGCCAGUGGCAGCCGCCCACGGGCAUCCAGUGUUCCCCAGACAGACUCAGUCGGUGGCCAUCGAGGAAGCGAGUCCAGAUUCGAUGAUCCUCACAAUGAGUCUGUCCUCAUUGUUGGGCCUGUGGUGGCUGACGACGCCCAAGUGAUUGAGAAGUACAUGCCCACCGAGCGGACGAGCAAGUCCGUAGAACCGAAGAACAAUACGUAUAAUGUCUACUCGAGCGAUCCAAGGAAGCCCAUUCUGUACACGACUGUUUCGAGACGAAGACAGGGAAUGCGCGUUGGUAUUCCGCCAGGAGAGAAUCAGAAAGAAAUCCUGGAGCAGAUCUUAGGACCUUUCAAGCACGACCUAGUUAGACUGUUCAUUGACAGGUUCAACGCUGCGUUCCCCAUCUUCGAUGGAGAAAGCUUUUGGGAGGCUUUUAUUUCUGAGACUCCGGGGGACCCGCCAGCCUCUCUUUUGUGUCAGGUGUAUUCGAUGUCUUUAGUGUAUUGGAAGCACACUCCCAAGCUGGCGUGUCAUCCAAAACCAGACGUCCGUUACGCGGUCAACAUGACUGUGGCCGCUCUACACGAGGAAUUCUCCGCCCCUGGUCUGUCUACCAUAAGCGCCGCUCUUAUUGAUUUGACCGGUCGCCCGAUCUUCUCCAUGACUGGAAAUGCGAUCAGUAGCGGCCGUAUGGUCUCCCUUGCACACUGUCUCGGACUCAAUCGCGACCCUAGUCAUUGGAAACUGUCCCCAGCUGAAAAGAAUCAUCGCAUGCGCUUAUGGUGGGGAGUGGUCAUCCACGAUCGAUGGGGGAGCUUCGGUCACGGUGUACCGCCACAGAUCGCAAAGAAUCAGUACGAUGUCCCUCUUCCGACAAUCGACGUACUUAUACCACCAGCAUCUCGCACCCCUGAACGCGUCCGAGCCGCGCAUUGCCACAUCGCGCUGUGCCAAUUGACGGAGAUUCUGGGCGAGCUACUGCCCCUUGUCUACGGUCUUCAGCACCGGUUCGCGCGCGAAACCACUAAGAAAGUGAGACAGAUCCGGACGGACCUCGAUGUCUGGGAGGACUCGCUGCCUGACUGGCUGAGAAACCCUCCACGUACCUCUGAGGGACGCAUCUCCGGCACAAGCAGUCUUCAGCUAGCGUUCCUAGCUGUUAAGAUGCUAGUGAGCCGGGUGGAAUUGAACGAGGUCAACAACUCGGAGACCGAAAACCCGGAAGCACGCCGGUAUUUCCAGACUGAAUGCCGCAAAUCGGCGGAGGAGAUAGUACAAUUCAUCUCCUCCCUUCGAAAGGAGAAUUUCCAAGAAUUCUGGCUACCAUACAGCGCAUUCCACCUCACCACGACUGCGACGCUUCUCGUCCGCUGCGCCCUCGAAACCACCGACAGCGAAGUCGCGCGGUCCUGCCUCACCAACGUCGAGACCUUCCGCGCCAUCCUGCGCCGCGUCCGCGAGGACGAGGACUGGGACGUCGCCGACAUGUGCCUGGACCACUGCGAACGGCUCCUCAGCCGCCUAGCGGCGCCCCCGGGCAGCGGCGGCGCCGGCGCCGGCGGUGGUGCCACCAACCCCGACACGACGUUCAGCCAGGUCAUCGGCCUGGGCGGCGGCAUGUUGGGCGGCGGCAGCGCAGGCGGCGCAGGCGGCGCGUCCGACCACCCGGGGGCCACAGGCCGUCUCGUCAACCCGGCGGCCAUCUCGCUCCCCGAGACGCAGACCAACAAUGACAUCGUCGACGACAUGAUGUCCAUCUCCGGCACGUUCGGCACCAUGGACGGCUUUCCCUUCGAUAUGACGGGCAUCUGGGACGUGUCUGUCUUCCAGGACGUCAACCUAUCGUAAAAGCCCGCAAAACAAAAUAAUCCUUGAACAAGGCAACAUAACCGUAAUAUUCUGUGUAACCAAUCACCCCAGGUUCUCAUUGACUUUGUUUCAAUGAUCUCUAUCAAAUCAUGCUCAUUUUUCAACGAGAGUAUGGAUACCCACUUCUCCCUUUCGACUACUUGAUCUUUUCC